UGUAUUAUCUGGUUUAUUCAAUUUGUUUGUUUUUUUUUAUUACUUUAAUAUUAGUCGUUUGUUUUCUGUCUUAAUAUUUUUUUUAUAAAAUGAUCAUUUAGUAUUAUCGCUUUUCAUAUUUUGUACUAGUGAUUUCUGUUUUUUUUUUUUGUUAUUUACAAAAUAUAAACAAAGACUAAUUAUUGUAGAAAGAUAAAUAGAAGGUCCUUAAGGGUGUUCAGUGAUCAAUGUUUCUAAAGAAAUCUCUUUUUAUACGUACUUAUUAAGUAAAUUAAAAAAAGGCAAUACUUGUUUUACUUACAAUACUUGGAAGCAAAAAUGGACAAUUCUGAGGUUAUUAAUAGUUUUCAAGAGAGUUUAAAGAGGCAUGCUAGUAGAAGGAAACCUCUAAUUUACAACAGCAGCAAAGAUGAUAAUUCUACUGUUACCACACAUCAGUAUAAUAAUCCUAAAAGUAUUCUAUCCCAUAUUUCAUCUCAAAUACAGGCAUUGCAAACUGCAGAUUGCAUAAAAAGGGAUAGAGAUAAGAAGAAAAUGGAGAAAUGUAAUAAUACACAUUUAGUACCUGUGAAUAUGUUGCCGUUAGAUGAUGAGUUACCACAACAAGAAAAUAAGGCUAGUAAAUUUGAGACCCAGUUUGUUUUGGACACUCAGUUAAUAGAAUUUAUUGAUAAAGCUGAAAAUAAUAAUAAUGAGGAGGUUAAAACAGAAGAAUUCAAAACUUUUUUUAAUAAAAUCCCUAUAGAACCCUUUAAUGGUAUUAUCAGUGAUAAGUAUCAAAAAUACAAUAAUGAGAGUAAUAUAAAAAAUACUGAUCAAAUAAGUAAUCAAAAUGUACUUGAUAAUAUAGGCAUACAUUGUCUCAAUACUAAAAGUGUAGAUAGUUUUAAAAAAGAUAAUUCAAAUGAAGAUGAUUCUAAUAGUAUUCAUAACUUAUUACAAGAUAUGAAUCAGUGUGACAUACAUUUCAAAGAAAAAUAUUUAGUAGAUCAAACAAAUUUACAAUUAGAAGAAAAUUGUACUGAAUUAAUUGAUAAAUGUAUGGAGAUUGAGUCAAAUAUAAACAGACAAGACUCACCAGAACGUAAUGCAAGUCCAGUUCUAAAUAUUACUAAAAAUUUAAAUACAAGGUCAAAAAGUACAUCUCCAUUGAUCUACAAUCUAGACUGUUUUGAAAAAUUUGAGAGAAUAGCAUAUCCCAUUAUUGAACAAAAUUCAGAUGUAACAUCAGUAAAACAUUUAAUUAACUCACAAAUAGUUGGAAAAGAGUUAGUUAUACAAACUAAUUUUGAAACAAAACUUGAAGUAAGUCAAGAGCUGAGUCCUGUAAUAAAAUUUAAAAAUAAUAAAUUGAAAACAUCUAAAAUGUGUGAUUCAGAUGUAAAUAUUGAUGUACAAUCGGACGAGUCUUGUAAUUUAUCAGAAAUAAGAGUGGAUAUGCCACUAGCUUUAAGUGCAAAUGAUUUUAUAUCAAAAGAAAAUAUUAAAGAUUUAAACAGUAAGGUAGAAGAUGAACUAUUGUUUAGUAGUGAUGAAGAAAUUGAAUGUAUACAUGAAAAUAAGCAAGAUUUGCCUUUCACAUGUGUUGUACAAACAUCAUUUUAUGAUCAAUCUGAUAUUUUAGAUAAGACAAUGUAUGUUGGUUUUCAAACUGCAAGUAAUAAGUCUAUACAAAUAUCAACUGCCUCUUUCACGAAAGCUAAAAGUCUUUUAGAUGGCGUUGACCAGAGAAAUAGUAUAAAUAAUCCUACAUUAUCAGAAUUAGUCGAAAUGUGCGAUAGCUUUAGUCCUAAACACGAUAAAACUAGUGUAUUGAAUGUGAAAAGAACUGAAAUAUCGAAGAAUCAAUCAGAUGAAUCUAAGAUGAAAGCUGACUGUAAAAUUUGUGAUAUCAGUAAAGAAUUUGAAAAUGUAAAUAUGGAUGUAGAAAUCGAUAAUGAAAAGUUUAUAGGUAACAACGAUAAAAAUAAAAUCAAUAAAAUAUGUCAGGAUAUUGAUAGUAUAGACAACGGAAAUACUGAUAAUUCGAGAGGAUUAUUUGAAACGGCUGUUUUCCCAGAAAAACGCAAGUAUGGUAGUUUUAUAACUGCAAGUAACAAAAAGAUAAAAUUAUCAGAUAAAGCUUUAAAAAUGUGCAGAAGAGUUUUCCAAGACAUUGAUUUAAGCAAAGACUUUAAUGUUGAAAAUAAAGAUUUAAAAAUAAAUAUGAUCAAUACGAGGAAAAUGGCAGACAAAUAUAAAACAUCUGACAAUAUUAAGUUUACUGAACACCAAAUGAAUGUGCUAGAUUUGAAUUUGAAAGCAGACCAUCGAAGUGUUUAUAAAAGGCUAGAUGAUGAUGUUAUGAUAAAUAAUAUUUUACAAGAUUUUGAAACUGAAAUGUUAUAUAUAGAGAAAAAUGGCAAUCAACACAUUAAUAAAGAUUUUAUUGGAUUUAAAACUGCAAACAAUGGAGAUAUUAAAAUAUCUGAGACGGCUAUGGCAAAGUCUCGAAAAAUAUUUGAAGACAUUAAUUUCUGUGAUAAAUUAAAUGACUAUUUUGUCAAUACUAAACAAAAUUGUGAUAUUCAAAACAAUGCUAAAAUUUUGGAUCAAACUCAGAAUAUAAAUCAUACUUUAUCUAGCUUCACAGGUUUCAAAACAGCUAGUAAUAAACAUAUUCCUAUUUCCGAAGAAGCUUUGGCUAAAAGUAAAAGCUUACUUAGAGAUAUCGAAAUUGACAAAUAUGCUACUGAAGUUAAAAGUGCUGAAACAGAAGUUAAAAAUUUAAUAAAUGAAGUAAAAAGAGAAAAUGCCUCUGGUUAUUUAUGUAAUGAUAUUUUAGCACACAUAAAAGAAACAACACAUGAUGGUUUUUCAAAAGAUUCUAAUAAAACAAAUCAAAUAAAAAUUGAGACGGAUAAGAAUAAUGAACAAAUAAAUUCUUUAGGCUUUAGGACAGCGAGUAAUAAAAUAAUAGAAAUAUCUGAAGACGCGUUAAUAAAAACUAAAAAGAUAUUCAAUGACAUUGAUAAUUCUGAAGUUGGAAUUAGUAAGAGGGCACCUGAAAAAAUUUAUGAAGUAAAUUUUGAAAAACGGGCUCAAAUUAACAAUUUAAAGUUUGUUGGUUUCCAAACAGCUAACAAUAAGAACAUUCCAAUAUCGAAACAAGCAUUAGCUAAAACUAAAACUAUAUUUCAAGAUAUUAAUUAUUCUGAUGCUGAAGAUCUAUCGUGCAAAGUUAUUAAUGAUCUGAAUAAAUUACAUUGUAAAAAUAAAAUUGAACAAGAAGAUAUUGGACUUCUGACGGCUAAUAAUAAAUCGGUAAAUAUUUCUACCGAGGCUUUAGCAAAAAGCAAACAUAUUUUUCAAGAUAUCAACAAAGAUAAUGAUAAUUUGCCUAAUCAGUUUGAUAUCGAACAAAACGCUCUGCCUUUUCUAGGUUUUGAAACUGCUAGUAAUAAGAAGGUCAUUAUUUCGGAGAAUGCUUUAGAAAAAAGUAGUAAAUUGCUGAAAGAAAGUGAUCUAGAUGUCAAGAUUGAUCAAAUCAACUUUUCAGGAUCUGUGAAUAUUAAUGAUAUAAAGAAAUUUAGCGAUGCAGAAAAAAAUAAUUUUCAAGGAUUUGGUUUUAAAACGGCUAACAAUAAACAUAUCAAAGUAUCUAAAGACGCAUUGAAAAAGUCUAGAAAAAUAUUUGCUGAUUUAGAAAAAGAUAGUACAGUUCUAGAUAUUCAAACAGUUGAGGGUAAUAAAGAAAAUGUUACUAAAAAUCAUAAUAUUAGUUUAGAAAAACUGAUAAACACGCAAGUUAUUAACAAUUUUGAUGAGACGUUAUAUACAGAGGACUUUUUAGAAACACCGAAACAAUCAAAGAGACCAGGCAGUCCUAUACUUUCGUGUCCAAAGCCUAAAAAAAGAAAACAAUUUGUUACACCAUAUAGAAAUGAUAAAAGCGUAACACUACAAACUCCAGAAGUAAACACAGGAAAGCAUGAACAGCUGAAUUUAAAAUCUGAUUACAAUUACAAGAAAAUUAAAAAUAUCACUCUAAAAGAUAUUAAAGUAUUAGAAACUGGUGAUAAAAAAGAUAAUAUAGAUCCAUACUUUCUAAAAUUUACAUUUAACACAUUGUUGGAGUUUGAAUUUUCCGGCGAUAGAAACGAGUUGACAGAUACGAAAAUGGAUAUGCAAUCUUUGAAAAAUUAUUUUUUGAAGGAUGUAAGCAAAAAGUUAAUACCGGACAAAUGGUUAGAUAACCAUUUAAAAUUAAUAUUAUGGAAAUUGAUAAGUUAUGAAGUGAAGUUUCCUAAUGUCAUGAUCAGAUCGUGUACAGCUGGUAAUGUAUUGAAACAGUUGCAAUAUAGAUAUCAAAGAGAGCUGUAUAAUGCCGAAAGACCGGCGCUCAGGAAGAUUUUAGAAAGAGACGACACUGCAGCUAAAUGUUUAGUGCUGUGCGUUGUGGAUAUCAUUGAUGGUAAAAACAAAAGCGAGGUAUGCACAAAUACCGAACUGCUGUUGUCUGACGGUUGGUACUGCAUAAGGGCGUGUGUAGACAAAAUAUUAAUAAAAUACUUGAGAAAUGGUAAAAUUAAAAUUGGCACCAAAUUAAUGACUUAUGGAGCUGAGUUACUCAACUGCGAACAAGGAGUGGCACCAUGGGAGGACACAUCGGCAGUCCGUUUAAAAAUCUACGGCAACUCAACACGGCGGGCUCGCUGGGACGCGCGUCUCGGUUACCAUGGCAACGGCGCCAUUUUGUCCCGAUUGUCAACAGUGGCGCCAGAUGGCGGGAAAGUUGGCCGGAUUCGAGUUUUAGUAACGAGAGUGUAUCCUCCUCUUUAUGUUGAAAAGUUUGAAGAUGGCAGUACUUUGACGAGGUCGGAGCGUCUCGAAUACAUUCAUCAAAUGAAGCACGAGGCGGACAGACAAGCCUUGAUGGAGAAGUUGUAUGAAGAGGUGGAGAAGAAACUUUCAGAUGAGGAGUCUCCAGAGUCGCUGGACAUAGACUCGAGUAAGAAAUCGAUGGACAGUGGAUCUCAAAUUGCUAGACAACUAAAACACAGCAAGGACCCCUCAGAGUUUAAGACAAACUUAACGGAAUCUCAAAGGAAUAUUCUAGAGGAAUAUAACGCAAGAAAGCGUGAUAAGCUCCUGCAAGAUAUACAUGAUAGGGUGAAGAGUAAGAUGGAUAGUGCUGGUAUCACCGUUGCAAGGAAUACAGUACCGCUGCUGAAGGUCAGAAUAGCUGAUGUCGAAGACAGGAAUGGAAAUGUGGAAGUCACCAAAGCACUACUUUCAAUAUGGAAACCAAAUGAUGCGCUAUCGGAAAUGAUAACAGAGGGCGCUUGGAUCGAAGUGUUGAAUGUUGUGCCUACAGCCGUGAGGUACUCAGAACUUCAGUUAUCGGCCGGUAGACAAACAACGUUUAAGCAAAUAACGAUCAAGCAUACUGAAAAACUUAAACCCUACAUAACGUCGAUGGUUCGAACUUGUUAUUCCAUUACACAGCUGGCUAACAAUCCGUCCAUGAUUACCAAUUACAAUGAAGUCGACACAGUUGGAAUGAUUAUCCAAAUCGAUCCACAGAAUCGAGACUUCAAAUCGAAUAAUCAAUUCCAAAAUGUUUACAUUGCGGACGAGAAUAAAAAUAUAAUCUGUGUAAAUUUCUGGGGUGGUAUUAAAAAGUUUGGUUUUGAGAACGUGUUGGACACUGGACAAAUUAUUUCAUGUGUAAAUUUGCAGAGACGAACUGGCAACACUAGGCGGGGUGUGCCCCAGUACCGAGCUACCGAAUUCACUUAUUUCACAAAAACUCCCAAAAGUGUUGCCACUAGAAAAUUAAUGGAAGACUUGGUAAAUAAUAUUGGUGUGAAUAAAGAUUUUAUUGAUGAUUGUGUUAAAAUUAAGGAUAAUAAAUUAUUAAGUUCUCGUAAAAAUGAAAAUAAUGUAACGCCAUACAGAUUUGAAAACCAUGAUAGUAGAAAAUAUGUAGACAGUCCAUUGGCGACGAGAAUGAAACAAGAAGAUUUCAAUCUUACCGGCUUAGAUUUUGAGUCGACAUUCAAACAAACAGAAACACAAGAAUUAUCUCCAAGGACAUUAGAAAGAAAGAAGAAAGUCAACGAAAAGAUCAACAAACUAAAACAGUAUGGCGAACCGCCUCCAUUAUGUCCUUUAAAUAUAAUAAAUAAAUCGAAAAACGCGGCAAAAUCCUACAGAAGUCCAUUAUUAAAAAGUGACGUUACUAAUGUUGCCAACAUAAAACAAACGCCAAGAGUUGCCAAUACAGAAAAUACGGCAAUAAAUAGUUUUAAUCAAAACAUUAGUUGCAGUCCAGUGUUGUCAAUUAAGAAAACAUUUAGAAAUGUUAAUCCAGUGAAAUUAAAUUUCAAUAGUGUUGCCACUGAUGAAAGUAAAUUAAGUAAUGAUGAAUUCGAGGGAGAGUUUAAUGGGAGUCCUCCGCUGAGUUUAGAUUGAUUUUUGAAUAACUUUUACCAUUCAUGUAUGUUUUUCAUGGCAACCGAAUAAACUUGAUGAUUUCUUAUGCUAAUUAUAGCAUUUCCCCGUUAUGUCGCAAUGACGCCAAGUGUAAAAUGAUAGGUCAUCUGUAUUCGUCUGUGAUUGUAAUUAACUGCAUGUUAUUUUCUAUAAACUUCGUGUCUUUUCCAACCUUCACAUUGGCAAAAUCGUCAGAAACCCAAUGGAGGCAUAAUUAAAAAAAAUUAAAGGGUAAACGCCAAAUUCUAAUGGUACCACUACACUAGAUAUGUAUAAAUAUAUACACAUAUAUGUGCCUAUAAACAUGUUGUUAUAUUUGUAAUAUUCUUAAAUAGUAUAUGUACACUCCUCGCAAAAAUUAAGGGAACAUAAAAAUUUUUGAAAUUUUUGGGUGAUUUUCAACAGGCUGUAUUUCAGUGAAAAAUAAUCGUACAGGAAAUUUAAAAAAAGGGUUUUGAAGCUUGAAAACUCUAGUUUUCAGAUUUUUUGGUGAAAAAAUUUUUUUAACUCCGAUUUCCAUGC
Molecule: messenger RNA, 6999 nt
Organism: Galleria mellonella (greater wax moth)
Lineage: Eukaryota; Metazoa; Arthropoda; Insecta; Lepidoptera; Pyralidae
Gene: Brca2
Product: breast cancer type 2 susceptibility protein homolog
Exons: 10
Coding region: 319-6456 (2045 amino acids)
Biological process (GO): double-strand break repair via homologous recombination; regulation of DNA-templated transcription
Cellular component (GO): nucleus
Source: RefSeq, a predicted model, not a curated record